This is a messenger RNA of Kwoniella shivajii, 1902 nucleotides long. RefSeq lists its product as uncharacterized. NCBI's taxonomy places the organism in Eukaryota, Fungi, Basidiomycota, Tremellomycetes, Tremellales, Cryptococcaceae. The record is from RefSeq and is a predicted model, not a curated record. The transcript is spliced from 5 exons. Bases 1 to 1902 code for a protein of 633 amino acids. Gene Ontology annotation, molecular function: 3'-5' exonuclease activity; nucleic acid binding. Gene Ontology annotation, cellular component: cytoplasm; nucleus. Gene Ontology annotation, biological process: nucleobase-containing compound metabolic process.
AUGUCAAACUCAGACGGAAAUCAAUCUGGUAAAAAUACGAAAAGUCUCUUGGAUGACUUGGAUUUAGGUAUAGGGAUCUGGGAAGGGAAGACUGUGUUCACUUCUGAACCUACACCAUUCCGUUCAAGGGGGAAGCCUCAGACACCUCGAGGUGUAAAAGUUGGUUCAUCAACUUCUCCCAUAUCUAUCUCGUCGUCCUCACCAUCUCCCUCAAUUUCGCCCUCUCCUGUCGUUUUCUCUUCUUCUCCAAAUCUUCCGCGCCCCAGAGCAGUCCCUCAAUAUACAUCACCUCUUCCCCGUGCAGCCUACACUUCAUCUCAAGGUGGAUCGCAAAAACCAAUACAUCCAUUCUUCAAUCGAGCAAGAAGUGUGCCCACUCCCAGUCAACCUAGAUACGUUGCACACUACUCGAGUACAGAAGCGAGUACGAGCUCUCAGCCGUCCGUGACUGAAAGUCAGUCAUCUGAAUUAUCUUUCCCUCCAUCAAGUCAACAAAAUCAAAGUCAAAAUCAAAAUCAAAAUCAAAAUCACGACCAAAAGUUGAAGAGGGAUAAAGAAUUAGAUUAUUUAGCUGAUGAAAUUGAGAAGAUGUCAUUCUCCAAACCCAAAUCUAGAAAACCAUUAGUAACUCCUGCUACUAUACCUGUUCCCAAUCAGAUAGCAAAAGAACCAAUAUCAUAUAAGCGGAACGCCAGUAAACCGACAGCAACACUCCCUCGUCCAUCCAAUUUACCUAUAUUUCAUUACUCACAAUAUACACCUGCUCCACAAGUAGCUUACACCUCUUCCAUUGAAGAAGCGAAUGACUUACUAUCGUGUUUGAAAGGCGAUGUGUUAGGGUUCGAUCUUGAAUGGCCACCAGGUGGAAGACAUAGGAUCUUACAGAAAGACGGUAGUUACGUUGAGAAGAGAAUAGCUAUGACUUGGAAUGAGACAACGAGGAAAUACGAUAUAGGUCAGGGAAGGACAGCACUGAUGCAAUUCUGUGAUGAGAAACUAGUCGUUCUGGUCCAUCUAGGCGAGAAGAUGGAUAUACCCAGUAAAGCAAUUGAGAUACUUCGUUCACCUUCGAUAUAUAAACUCGGAGUCCAAGUCAGAGGAGAUGGCCAAAAACUACUUCGAGACUUCCCAGAUCAUUUCAUACCUCCUCGGCCGUCUCCUCCUACUACAAUAUCGCCUUCUAACGAUAUAGGCUUAAAAGGCUUAUUCGAGCUUUCACUCCUUGCCAGAGCAGUAGAUUCAAUCGGAACCGGCCCCGGUGGUGGCUUGAUCUCUCUGUCAAAUUUAUCUAAAUGGUAUCUGGAAAAGGAAUUAGAUAAAGAUAAAGAUGUGAGAAAGGGAGAUUGGACUGGUGUCUUAGAUCAGAAACAGAAAGAUUACGCUGCAAAUGAUGUUUAUGCGUCUCUACAGAUAUUUAAUAAACUCCGCUCAAUAGCGAAGGAGAACGAUUUCCCAUUAGAUCUGAACAAAUACUUGUCAGUAGUAGAAUCAUUUGGUUCUCUUGUCAAACCGGUCACGAAUGGUACUAGACCUAUAGGAAGUAAAGAUGCGUUCGGUGCACACCUUCAAAUCGGUGACAAAUCUGUGACGCUACAAGGUGGGGUCAGACCUCCCACUCCUGCGCAACUGAGUGCACUAAAUGAUUUCGUUGGAGGAGUGACUAUUGCAUCGGUUGCAGAAAGGAAGGGAAUCAAGCUUGCUACUGCUGAAGGAUAUAUAUGUAAUGCUUUGCAGAUCCUUGGAGCGGACUUCUUGUCAAAGGAACAGAGGAGAAGAUUGUGGGACGAGGUUACUAGACAAACAUAUACAUGGAAGAGAAACAAGGAGCUGUAUAAGGUGUUGAAGGAAGAAUUCGACCCUACAGCGAGUAGUGGAAGCGAGAGUGAGGAAGUGGUUGAGUAA